Molecule: messenger RNA, 1608 nt
Organism: Mesorhabditis belari
Lineage: Eukaryota; Metazoa; Nematoda; Chromadorea; Rhabditida; Rhabditidae
Source: the annotation of a GenBank genome assembly
AUGAGCUUUGCUGAUGAUGACCCGUCUCUGGGAUCGGAUUUCACGUCUGCACCACAACUCAAGUUGAUUGAGACACAACAAGGCACUCAACCCGAUACAAUUGCAGCUGAUACGAGUGUGAUAAAUGAUGGAUCAAACGCCGAGCCUCUCGGAGAAACGAGACCCUGGUUGAAUCCGGAGGCUGAAACGCAACAAUGGAACUUGGCUGGGAAAAGGGUCGGUCGACGGAGUACAAUGACAGCUGAAGAAAAGAAACGAGAUAAUAAACUUCGUAAGCAGCAAAGAAAAGCGGCGGUAAAGAAAGCUGUUGCGCAUGCUAGUGUGACUUCAGAUAGUGCAGGCGUAAAUGCGAGUGGAGUGCCCGAAAAUGUCAAACAAGCCCCGCGUCAAAAGGAAAAAGAGCGACGAAAACGAAAAAGAGCAGAAGCGAAUGGCACGGAAGCUAUGGCACCUCAGCACGCAAAACAAGGAUAUCGACAAGGGGUUUAUGGAGGAUCAUUCGCUCGCUCGGGAGGACUUCAGGGACAAUCGAUAAAACAAGCACGACAAUCUCGCCCUGGUCCAAAGCGUGGCCCUGUUACUCCAGAUAGAAGAUAUGGGAACACAAAUUUUUUCCCACAAACAUCGGGCCAAUAUGAUAAUGUUUAUGCUGGAUAUGAUCCUUCAAGUCACAAGCGUCAACCACGACCUGGUUAUUAUGAUUCGUACGGUGAGGGAUAUUCCGGAGGAUAUUACAAUGGUCAAGGCUAUGGUCAAAACCAGGAUCACGAGGGUUAUGGGGGCUAUUAUGAAGGAUAUUCUAAAGGAAAUCAAAAGGGUUAUUCUGGGGAGUAUUUUAAAAAUGAUCGUGCUUCUCACAACCAGUAUGGUGAAUAUUACGGCAGUCAGUAUGGCGAUUACUAUCGACAAUAUGGUGGGUAUGGCCCAGUUGACCUUGGCGAUGAGAUGAUUACGAUGCGAAAAUCUGAGCUGGCUGCUCUGAUUGAGAAGGAACGAGCCAAGGAAAGAGAACGAUUGCCACAAACUUCCGCCGCAUACGGUGAUCAGGCUAUGACACUUCAACGACGACAAGAGGCACGAGAUGCUGCUACUGAUUUGCUUUAUGAAAUGUUGCAAGAAGCUGGAGUACAAGUACAAGAGCUCCGAAAGCGAGAACAAGAGAGAAAACGACUGCCACCCGGAGAUGACCGUGGUGCAGCUGCUGUAUUGCUGGAGCUUUUGCGAUCUAGAAGAGAUCAACAACAUACUCCGCCACCGACCACAUCUCAACAGAGCCGCGCCGAAAGAGGAGAAAAGGAAACGAAUAAUGCUGCUGCCGCGAGUGCAAUUCUGUCUACGGAUCGUCCGUUCUCGUAUUCAGACUUUGCUAAGGGCGCUGCAAAGCCUGUACCAUUUAUGGAAAAGACUCCAGUUGGCGUUGACGGGGGUUUGUACUCACGUUAUGCUACGCCUCCACGUCCGCCAGCAAGUACCUCGGCUGAUGGUUUCUUCUAUUCAUCGGCUAUCAAUCAACAAAUCACACCACAAAGAAGCCUUUCGGUGCCGCCAAAUGCCUACUCAAAUAGUCCUGAGAUGAAUCAGCAAAUGAAUAACAAGCCAGGCAACGAU